Messenger RNA from Talaromyces rugulosus, 1731 nucleotides. RefSeq lists its product as uncharacterized. Gene Ontology annotation, molecular function: flavin adenine dinucleotide binding; N,N-dimethylaniline monooxygenase activity; NADP binding. The record is from RefSeq and is a predicted model, not a curated record. Lineage: Eukaryota; Fungi; Ascomycota; Eurotiomycetes; Eurotiales; Trichocomaceae. The transcript is spliced from 2 exons. The coding region runs from base 1 to 1731 and encodes 576 amino acids.
AUGGCUACCACCAAUGGAAUCGACUCGCCCGAGUUUCAUUUUCAAGAUCAACCCGUGGACCAGGGACGUCCAAUCAAUGUUGUAAUCAUUGGUGCCGGAGUAUCAGGGAUCGCGUUGUAUAUUCGCUUGUUGCAGUACGUACCAAACGCAUCUGUCACGAUCUUUGAGAAAAACCCGUCUGUCGGCGGAACUUGGUAUGAGAACCGUUAUCCUGGUGUUGCUUGCGACAUCCCAAGUCAUGUCUAUCAGUAUACUUUCGCGCCAAAUACAGAUUGGUCGAAGUUGUUCGCGCCAGGAGCGGAAAUCCUCGAGUACGUCAAAGGUGUUGCGCACAAAUACGGAGUUGAUGAGAAGGUCAAAUACAACACAAAGGUAGUCCAGACAGAGUGGUUUGAAGAUGAGGGGCUAUGGCAAGUGACAACGGAGCGCACUGAGAAUGGAACGACUUUAUCCGAUCAGACAAAAGCGCAUGUGGUAAUUAGUGCCGUCGGAAUUCUGAAUAAUUGGAAAUGGCCGGAAGUCGAUGGACUGCAUGACUUUGAAGGAAAACUGCUCCAUUCUGCUUGCUGGGAUACUGAAUGGGAAUAUGAUAGAAAACGGGUCGCCCUUCUAGGCUGUGGAUCAUCGGCCAUUCAAAUCCUGCCUCAUUUGCAGAAAAGAAGCGAAACUGUCUAUAAUUUUGUCCGAGGUGGAACUUGGAUCAGCCAGCCAUUUGGGUCAAAGUUCAUUGAAAACAUUAUCGAGAAAAGCGACGAGCCCGGCAACUAUACGUACAGCGAUAAAGAAUUGCAAAGCUUCAAAUCGGACCCAGUCAAAUACAAAAAGUUUCGCAAGGAUAUGGAAGCCUCCAUCAACAAAGACUACCCUUGUCUUUUUCCGGGCUCUGCCGAAGAGAAAUAUUCGACUGAGAAGAUCAAGCAAGUCAUGAAAGAAAAGCUAGCAUCAAAAUCUGGUCUCUACGAAGCCCUUGAGCCAAAUUUCAUUCCAGGAUGUCGGAGGCUAACACCUGGCCCCGGCUACCUCGAGGCUCUGACUCAGGAUAAUGUAGAGCUUAUCAAGACUCCGAUUGUUCGAGUAACGAAAAAUUCUGUUAUCACUUCCGAUGGAAAAGCUUGGCCAGUCGAUGCGAUUGCUUGUGCCACAGGCUUUGAUUCGAGCUACAUGCCGCGAUUCCCCAUCCUCGGCAGAGGGGGUGCCUCGUUGCAGACAAAGUGGAAAGAUGAUCCGGCCUGUGCUUAUCUUUCCCACUCAGUGCCUGAGUUUCCAAACUACUUCAUGGUUGGAGGCCCCAAUUCUGCCACAGGAGGUGGCUCUCUGCUUCUGAUCCUUGAAUCCGUGAUGGGAUAUGUCGUCAAGGCUGUGCAAAAGAUCAGCCGGGAGCACAUCAAGGCAAUUGAAGUAAAGAAGUCAGCACUGAUAUCUUGGUCAUCAUACCUGGAGAAGUACUUCCCACUCACAGUGCAUGUAGAUGCUUGUACCAGCUGGUACAAGACUGGCAAUGGACAUAUCACCGGGCUGUGGCCAGGAAGCAGCAUGCAUGCUAUGGAAACGCUUAAAAAUCCUCGAUGGGAGGACUUUGAAUAUGAGCAAUGGAAUGGACAUGAUAAGUUGGAGUGGUUAGGAAACGGGUGGACCUGCGAAGAUGUAAAGCGUGGGGAUUUAGGCCAUUACCUAGACAGAGUAGAUUAUCCUCCGAUACCGUCAAACGAGAUACUCCAGCAACAGCCCUAG